UCACUCACCUGCUGCUCACUGCUCAGCACGUUCGCGAAUUUUUCAACUUCUGGAAAAUUCAAUGUAUAUGAUUUAAAUAUACCAACUUAUCCAACAAUUAGCAAUAAACAAACACUUAAAAUUAAAUUCAAAGUAGUAAUAAAUAAACACGGCUCUCUCCUUCUUCUUCGAUCGGAAGUUUCCAUAAUUUGUAGGGAACCAUGAACCGAGAUUCCGAUCACCCUCACCUCCCCACCAUCAAGAUCCACCACCACUCCUCCUCCACCCCCACCCCAACCGCCGGCGCCCGCCGUAAAAUCGGAGUCGCCGUCGACCUCUCCGAGGAAAGCUCCUUCGCCGUUCGCUGGGCCGUCGAUCACUACAUCCGCCCCGGAGACGCCGUCGUCAUCCUCCACGUCUCUCCCACGUCCGUCCUGUUCGGCGCGGACUGGGGCCCCCUCCCUCUCCAGACUCAGCCCAGCCAGGAGGAUUUCGACGCGUACACGGCCUCUAAAGUAUCCGAUCUCGCGAAGCCGUUGACGGAGGCUGGGUUUCCUCACAAGGUUCAUAUAGUGAAGGAUCACGAUAUGAGGGAGAGGCUGUGUUUGGAGAUCGAGAGGCUGGGGCUUAGCGCUGUGAUCAUGGGGAGCAGAGGGUUUGGUGCUGAGAAGAGGGGGAGUGAUGGGAAGCUUGGGUCUGUUAGUGAUUAUUGUGUUCAUCAUUGUGUUUUUCCUGUUGUUGUUGUUAGAUUCCCUGAUGAUCGUGACGGUUGUCCUGCUGCUUCUGCUCCUGGAGGUACUAAGGAGGCUAUUGUUACCGUUAAAUCAGGUAGGGAUGAUGAGGCUAAGAUUGCUGCUGCUUUGGCUCAUCAUGAGCACAUUAAAGUUAAUAAUCAUUCAAGCGUUUAUCCCGAAACACUUAUUUCCUCGCCGAAUCAGAUGAGUAAUGGGCCCUUAGUAUCUCAUUUGAUUCACCCUCUUCACAGCCAGGUACAACUGAUGGAUGGAAACAAAGGGGUUCAGUGUGAUUGUGUGUGUGCUUUGUGCUAUCUUUUGCAACCAUGAAGUCUCUGGAAUCUCUUCUGGAUUUUUAUUAUUCUCAGUCCUCUCUUUUUUAAUGAUUCACCCGUAUGAUUUUCACAUUGUUUAAUGAAAAGAGUUUGUUUAAACACAAAACCCAUUUGGGAUAAUGAUCUUCAUUCAUCAAGCUGA
Brassica napus (rape) is the source of this 1190-nucleotide messenger RNA. Its product is annotated as universal stress protein PHOS34. Lineage: Eukaryota; Viridiplantae; Streptophyta; Magnoliopsida; Brassicales; Brassicaceae. The coding region runs from base 201 to 1043 and encodes 280 amino acids. The record is from RefSeq and is a predicted model, not a curated record. The transcript is spliced from 4 exons.